AUGGGAUCUGCACCCGUGUACAGUGAUUCUGGACCUUCUGGGCAUGCAACCAAUCAGUAUGCUUUCCAAAUGUUGCAAUUACUUUGGCCUUUGACCUUGGAUAUUGUUGUUAUUGGUGAGGAGCUCAAGCCCUCACCAGGAAAGCCCACCUCCUCGGAGGACGCUGAGAUUGUCUGGAUAUUUAAGGAUGAAAAGGCACAUGGAAUCAUCCAGGACCACAUCUCUGAUGCCCUCCUAAUGAGAACUGGAGACCUCACCAGCUCCAAGGAGUUAUUUGACAAACUUGUUUCACUCCAUCAGACGUCCAACAUUGCCCCGGCCUUCUAUUCAUUCCAGCAACUCACCAAAUUGUCCUGGGAUGGAACAUCACCUAUCUAG
Messenger RNA from Serpula lacrymans var. lacrymans S7.9, 378 nucleotides. RefSeq lists its product as uncharacterized. Bases 1 to 378 code for a protein of 125 amino acids. Lineage: Eukaryota; Fungi; Basidiomycota; Agaricomycetes; Boletales; Serpulaceae. The transcript has 2 exons. The record is from RefSeq and is a predicted model, not a curated record.